CUUGACCUCAAACCUCAAACCUCCAUAACCACUAAUAACACCAAACAACAUCAUCAAAACAUCAUCAAAACAUCCACCAACUCCCCCUAAAUCAGCAAAUUCAUACCAAAUUCAUACCAAAACUUCCAAAAUGCCCUCAACUGACUGUCUCCAACCACCCCUCACACCCGCCGAACGAUCCAUCGUCAAGUCCUACGGCGGAUGGACAUCCUUCCUCUUCAGCUUUGGGUUGAAACCGUAUAAUGACGAGGAUGCGGAGGAGGGGUUAAUGAUCCUGAAGGCGUUGACUGAGGAUAAUGAUAGUGAAUAGGUUUGAUUGGGGUUUCUUCUGUGUUAUGGAAUGGAUUGGGGGUUGGGUUCUGUGGGCCGUAGUUCAUGAUUAUUAUGGUGAUAAUAAAGAUGAGGGGAUGUUUUUAUAGGGGGGGAUUUGGUGUUUGUGGUGGUGAUUGAGGGUGGUUUU
This is a messenger RNA of Aspergillus caelatus, 460 nucleotides long. RefSeq lists its product as uncharacterized. The transcript has 2 exons. Lineage: Eukaryota; Fungi; Ascomycota; Eurotiomycetes; Eurotiales; Aspergillaceae. The record is from RefSeq and is a predicted model, not a curated record. The annotation marks the transcript as partial.